AUGGCUGUUUCUACGCAGGUCAGUGUGUUUGACAAACUCGAAUACCUUUCUUUGGUCUCCAAUAUUUGCACAGUGCUUGAAAAUCAUCUGGGUUUCGCAGACAGAGUUUUGGCAGAGUUCAUAACCGAGAUGGGUCGAAAGUGUGAGGCCGUGGACGAUUUCCGUGCAAAGUUAAAGCAAAACGGAGCAAACAUGCCUGAAUAUCUCCUGCAUAUAUUGUUGGAGAUCAUUCACAACAUUCUUCCUCCAAAAAAGGCUUCUCAGAAGCGCAAGAACAGCCCGGCCAUGGCGAUCACCGAUGCUGUGCAAAUUCAUAGAGAUAGUAAAGAAGAAGAAAAAAGGAGCAAGAGGCAGAGGGUUGACAAUGGUUAUGAAGGGAUCGCCUCUGGUGUUUUUGGGGCUGCAACAUAUGAUGAUGAAGUUGGAUUGCGAAAUCGAGAAAAGGAUUUCGGGGAAGAGAUUGAAAUGGAGCUGGAUGAGGACCCAUUAGAACUUCUGCGUGGAGUCUUAUCAAUUGAUAGGUCACCUGUUAAGAUUGUCAAGAACCCAACUGGGUCAUUGAGCCGUGCAGCUGCACUUCAGUCUGCGCUUCAAAAGGAGGGUAGAGAAAUAAGAAAAGUUCAAGAAAGAAUGAAGCGUAAUUCAAUUCCAAUGGAUCUUAAUCGUGCUUGGGAAGACCCUAUGGCAGAGAGAGGUGAUAGAUAUCUCGCACAAGAACUUAGGGGUGCUGCUGGAUUUUCGGCUUUCGACAUUGACAAGCAUGAGUGGAAGAAGAGUGCUUAUGAAGGAGCCCUGAGUUUUGGGCAGAGAUCAAGCCUUUCCAUUCUUGAACGGCGUCAGAGCUUACCAAUCUACAAAUUGAAGAAUGAGCUGGUUAAUGCUGUGAACGAAAAUCAGGUGCUUGUUGUUGUUGGUGAGACUGGUUCAGGUAAAACAACCCAGGUAGCUCAGUAUCUUGCUGAAGCAGGUUACAGCACAAAGGGCAUAAUUGGAUGUACUCAACCGCGUAGAGUUGCAGCCACUUCUGUGGCCAAGAGGGUUGCUGAAGAAGUUGGUUGUAGAUUAGGGGAGGAAGUUGGGUAUUCUAUUCGAUUUGAUGAUUGUACUGGACCGGAUACUUUGAUUAAGUACAUGACUGAUGGGAUGCUUUUUCGGGAGAUUCUGAUGGACAAAAACCUUUCUCAGUACUCUGUGAUCAUGCUUGAUGAAGCCCAUGAAAGAACAGUCAAUACUGAUGUUCUUUUCGGAAUGCUGAAGCAACUUGUUAAAAGACGACCUGAUCUUCGUUUGAUUGUUACGUCUGCAACACUGGAUGCAGAGAAGUUUUCGAGUUAUUUCUUCAAUUGUAUGAUAUUCACUGUUCCCGGUAGAACUUAUCCUGUAGACACACUGUACGCGAAGCAGCCCGAAAGUGAUUACUUGGAUGGAGCUAUAUUGACUGUUCUGCAAAUUCACUUGAGUGAACCAGAAGGUGACAUACUUGUCUUCUUGACUGGUGAGGAGGAGAUUGAAUUUGCUUGUCAGUCUCUGUAUGAAAGGAUGAAAGAACUAGGUAAAGAUGUUCCGGAAUUGAUUAUCCUACCAGCUUAUGGUGCCCAACCGAGUGCAGAGCAGUCAAAGAUCUUUAAGCCUGCUCCUCCAGGGAAGCGAAAAGUGGUUGUGGCUACCAAUAUUGCUGAAACUUCUUUGACCAUUGAUGGGAUAUUUUACGUAAUUGAUCCAGGGUUUGCAAAGAUAAAUGUAUAUAAUCCGAAGCAAGGGGUUGAUUUGCUGGUUGUAACACCAAUUUCACAGGCGUCAGCCAGUCAACGAGCUGGGCGUGCUGGGCGUACAGGGCCAGGAAAAUGUUUCCGCCUUUACACUGAGAGUGCUUUUCAUAAUGAGAUGUCUCCUAAUACAGUUCCAGAAAUCCAAAGAUCAAAUCUUGUACAUACUACACUGAUGUUGAAAGCUAUGGGGAUAAAUGAUCUUAAAUUUUUUGAUUUUAUGGAUCCCCCAUCACCCGAAGCACUUACGUCUGCUGUGGAACAGCUGAAGAUGCUAGGAGCCUUGGAUGAAGAGGGGUUUCUGACCAAAUUGGGUAGUAGAAUGGCCGUGCUGCCUCUGGAUCCACCUUUGUCUAAAAUGCUGCUUGCCAGUGCGAACCUUGGAUGCAGUGAUGAAAUUGUGACCAUCAUUGCCAUGCUUCAGGCAGGAAAUACCUUCUACAGGCCUAAGGAGAAACAAGCGCAAGCAGAUUUGAAGAAGGCCAAGUUUCUACAGCCUGAGGGAGACCAUCUGACUUUACUUGCUGUUUAUGAGGCUUGGAAAGCUAAGAAUUUUUCUAGCCCCUGGUGUUCAGAGAACUUUGUCCAGUUUCGGUCAUUGAGUAGGGCAAGGGAUAUCAGGAAACAGCUUCUUACUGUCAUGGACAAGUAUGAAUUAGAGGUUGUAAGUGCAGGAAAAGAUCGAACAAUGAUCAGAAAAGCGGUUAUAGCUGGAUGCUUCUUCCAUGUUGCUAAAAAGGAACCACGUGAGGGUUAUAGAACCAUAGUCGACAAGCAGGUAGUUUAUAUCCACCCAAGCAGUGUUCUUUUCCAGAGACAGCCAGAUUGGGUCAUCUACAAUGAGCUGGUGAUGACCACAAAGGAGUACAUGCGAGAGGUCAGCGCUAUAGAGCCCAAGUGGCUUAUGGAACAGGUGCCAAGAUUCUUUAAGGCUGCAGAUCCUACAAAGAUGAGCAACCGCAAAUGUCAAGAACGCAUCGAACCGCUGUAUGACAGAUAUCAUGAGCCCAACUCUUGGCGUCUGAGUAGACGGCGUGCUUGA
Messenger RNA from Prunus armeniaca (apricot), 2808 nucleotides. NCBI's taxonomy places the organism in Eukaryota, Viridiplantae, Streptophyta, Magnoliopsida, Rosales, Rosaceae. The record is from the annotation of a GenBank genome assembly.